This is a messenger RNA of Cucurbita pepo subsp. pepo (vegetable marrow), 1285 nucleotides long. RefSeq lists its product as uncharacterized. Gene Ontology annotation, cellular component: Golgi membrane. The record is from RefSeq and is a predicted model, not a curated record. Lineage: Eukaryota; Viridiplantae; Streptophyta; Magnoliopsida; Cucurbitales; Cucurbitaceae.
UGUAACAUUUGAAGAGAGAGAAAGAGAGAGAGAGAGAGAGAGAGAGAUAAUUUCCAUCUUCCUCGCUCGCUUUCUGAAACUCGUCGACGGAGAAGAGAACAGAUCGUCUGUUCGGAAAAUUCGCAGAUCUCAUUGCAAAGAAGUGACUGCAGCAAUUCAACUGUCGCAGGAGAAAGAAGGACGCGCAAUUUGAAGCUAUUAGAGAUGUUGCCUACAGCUUCCAGAGGGCGUUCUUCGGCCUCUACAUCUCGAGCUAAUUCCAUGUAUCCACAGUACCUCCGUCGAAUUGUCAAGUGGCAACAAAUGGACAUCGAAUAUACAUUCUGGCAAAUGCUUCAUCUAUGCACUUCACCAAAAGUUGUCUAUCAGCAUACCAAGUAUCACAAGCAAACUAAGAAUCAAUGGGCACGUGAUGAUCCUGCUUUUGUUGUGAUCUGCAGUCUUCUUUUGGCAAUCGCAACUUUGGCUUACUGUGCUGCAUAUGAUCAUAGUGCAGCACAUGCCACUUUUGUAGUUAUUUCAGUACUGCUCUUCCAUUUGCUAAUAACUGGGGCGAUUUUGGCUACUGGUUGUUGGUUAUUAACAAAUUCUUACCUUCGGGAAGAGACACCGGGCAGUCAUGUAGUUGAGCAACGGGUUGAGUGGCUCUAUGCAUUUGAUGUGCACUGUAAUUCUUUCUUCCCAAUGUUCGUCUUGCUUUACGUGAUCCAUUAUUUUAUAUCACCGCUUCUGGUGGCCCAUGGCUUCAUUCCGUUAUUGCUAUCAAAUUUGCUUUUCAUGAUUGGGGCUUCGUAUUACCACUACGUCAACUUUUUAGGUUAUGAUGUACUGCCAUUUUUGGAGAAAACCACCGUCUUCCUCUAUCCAAUCGGCGUGGUCUUUGUCCUUACUCCGAUCUUUAUCCUGAUUGGCUUCAACCCUUCAAGAUACUUCAUGAAUAUGUACUUUAGUCAGAACUUAUAAUCUCUCGAUUUACGGAUUCGGCUACAGCUUACCUUGAGGCAGGAGGAUUAAUAGAUCAAUGAUUUCAUCCACGCAAGUCACUAAUGACUGCAUUUGUUUAGAAAUGAGGAAGAGUCCGCGGUGGUUACAGCCUCAGUUGCUAAUGAGUGAUAUCAGGAACUGUAGGGGGUAGGAACUUGGUAUCUUGUGCUUUCACAGUUGCAAGUGAGGUGACGCGGCUGAUUUUUUGAUGAAAUAGAUCUGUUGAAUAUAUUAUAAUGAUUUUUACCUGAUACACUUUGUUUGCAGUUUACAUAAAAUUCACACUUGAAACAUUUAUUUA